Molecule: messenger RNA, 456 nt
Organism: Nicotiana tabacum (common tobacco)
Lineage: Eukaryota; Viridiplantae; Streptophyta; Magnoliopsida; Solanales; Solanaceae
Source: RefSeq, a predicted model, not a curated record
AUGGAAGGUGCAACUUUACUUUAUUUUCUCCUUCUUGUAGCUGUUUUACAUGGAUUUUCCAGUGUGCAAACUGGUGCUAUGAAUUCAGGCAUUCAUUGCAUUGAAAGUGAAAAAAAUGCUCUUAUCAAGUUCAGGCAAGGUUUCAGGAAUUCAUCGCAGAUCAUGUUGUCUUGGAUGCUCGAGGAUAACUGCUGCAACUGGAAAGGUGUUGAAUGCGACAACACAACUGGGCACGUGAUCACUCUUGAUCUGCACAAGCAAUUCUUGCAAGAGUAUCUAAAUUUGUCCAAAACCAAUUUUAGAGGAACGAUUCCUGAACAUCUUGGAAAUUUGUCACGGUUGCAGUUUCUUGAUCUCAGUGGUGAUUUUUUACUCCGGGUCAAUAACCUUCAAUGGAUUCAGCACCUCUUCUCUAUGAAGAUUCUUAACUUGAGUGGAGUUGACAUGACGCGAUAA